CUGGUCCUGCUCUCGGGCAUCCUGAUCAUCUGCCGCCGCUGCUGCGAGGCCGACCGCCGGCACUCCAGAGCCAGCGAUGACCCCGAGAAAACCAACACCACUUACCUGGAUGACUCGCAGCAGGCGCAGGAUAUCACUGGCAAAGCAGAGGACCCCGAGUGCCUGUCGUCCUCCAGCUACCGGGAUGCGGAGAGCGAGCGGUUCCUGUCCUCCAGCUCCUCCACUGCCCGGCGCGUCUCCUUCAACGAGGCCGCGCUCUUUGACCAGGGCAAGAAGUCCCAGGAGAAGGGGAGGAGGUACACACUGACAGAGGGGGACUUCCACCACCUGAAGAACGCCCGCCUGACUCACCUGCACCUCCCGCCGCCUGCCCUCAAGAUUGUCACCAUCCACGAGUGUGAGUCCAGCGAGAACAGCCUGGCCAUGACCCCCCGCCUGCCCCCGCCCAAGCCUGGUCUUGCCAUCUUCCAGCCCCCCGCGGGGGCCCUGCCCCGGCCGGUGCUCCCCAGCCAUGCCGUGGGCCCCAGCUCUGCCCUGCCCGGGGACACCUACAACUCCACCGUGGACACCAGCUUCACAGAGGCCAGCCCGUCCGCCUCCUCCGACUCCGGGGAGGGGCCCUCGGUGAGUGCUGGGGCGGGGGCCGGGACUG
Molecule: messenger RNA, 652 nt
Organism: Cyanistes caeruleus (blue tit)
Lineage: Eukaryota; Metazoa; Chordata; Aves; Passeriformes; Paridae
Source: RefSeq, a predicted model, not a curated record